Chenopodium quinoa (quinoa) is the source of this 894-nucleotide messenger RNA. RefSeq names its product protein FAR1-RELATED SEQUENCE 5-like. The transcript has 2 exons. Lineage: Eukaryota; Viridiplantae; Streptophyta; Magnoliopsida; Caryophyllales; Amaranthaceae. The record is from RefSeq and is a predicted model, not a curated record. The coding region runs from base 1 to 894 and encodes 297 amino acids.
AUGGAUGAUGAAUUUGAUCUGGAAGAUCUUGAAAUUAAUGAUGAUGCAUACAUUGAAAAAGUAUGUGAGAAUGCAAUUGACUAUAGUGAAUAUUUUACAACCACAACUAUAUUUUCUACUAGAAAAGCCAUGCUUGAUUGGGUCAUAGAAGUUGGUAAAAUGCACAAUAUGGUCAUUAUCAUUGCUCGUUCACAAGUUAAGGUCAUAAAAGCUACCUUAACUUGUGAGAGAGCCGGAAAAUAUAGACUCAGCAAGUCUGGAGUUCCCGUGGAUGUGGAAAAAUUUACUGGAACAAAAAAAAUGAUGUGUCCUUUCAGACUUCAAGCAAAAGAGCAUGUUGGUGGUGGAUGGAGUGUGUUUGUCCGCCAUGGUAUACACAAUCAUAAACUUCCAGACUAUAAUGAGGGUCGUGCAAUUAUCAGCAAGUUGAGUAAAGAUGACCUAUCAUUAGUACAGGAGCUUUCAAAGUCUCAUGUGCAACCACAUCAAAUUAUGAAUAUUUUGAAAACAGUGAAUAAAAAGACUCUGAUUACAGUGAAGCACAUAUACAAUGCCCGUCAAAAGUUUAAAACAGAGUCACUGGGAGGUCGAUCUGUGAUGCAACAACUUAUGAAACUAAUUGUUGAUAAUGGCUACAUUCAGUGGCAUCGGGAAGAAGUAGGCACAGAUGUGGUAAGGGAUAUAUUUUUUGCACAUCCUAAUGUAAUUAGUAUGCUGCGUUUAUUUCACUACGUUUUGAUAGUUGAUUGCACCUACAAGACAAAUAAAUAUAAAAUGCCUUUUUUAGAAAUAGUUGGCAUGGUUCCCACUGGUAAAAAUUUUGCUAUUGGAUUUGCUUGGUUAAAAGAUGAACAAAGAGGGAGUUAUGAAUGGGCUCUUAGUUAUGUGUGUUAG